This is a messenger RNA of Miscanthus lutarioriparius, 498 nucleotides long. Lineage: Eukaryota; Viridiplantae; Streptophyta; Magnoliopsida; Poales; Poaceae. The record is from the annotation of a GenBank genome assembly.
AUGGGGCUCCCGCCGGGCUUCCUCAAGGACUACAACGACAACCUCAUGAUAGUAAGGCGCUACUUGCCGGCGACGGAGGAGGAGAGCACCGGCUUCAGCGCGCACGAGGACGCCAGCUGCAUCACCUUGAUCUGCCAGGACAACGUCGGGGGCCUCGAGGUCCUCAAGGACGGCCACUGGGUACCGGCGGAGCCCGGCGGCGGCAGCAUCAUCGUCAACAUCGGCGAUGUCAUAAAGGUGCUGAGCAACAAUAAGCUGAAGAGCGCGACACACCGGGUGGUGAGCAAAGCUGCACACAGGCACUCGUUGUCGUUCUUCUCCAACCCGCACGGCGAUAGGUGGGUGGAACCGCUGCCGGAGUUCACGGCCAAGAUCGGCGAGGCGCCGCGGUACAGGGGGUUCGUGUACAAGGAGUACCAGCGGCUGCUCGUGAGGAACAAGACCCAUCCGCCGGCCAGGCCCGAGGAUGUCGUUAACAUCACCCACUAUGCGAUCUAG